AGCGAACGCCCUGCUGCGUGCUGGAAGACGCUCUGCGCUUUGCCGGCCCUUGCUGUGCUGAAGAUGUGUGCGUUCCCUAGACUACUCUUCCCCAACGAAGAAUGGGGUAACACAGCCACCGACACGCAACUCGAUAACAACGUCUCACAAGUGUCCGAUCUCCAAGACAAGAUUCAAACCCUGUCUACGCAAAAUGCCGACCGAGGUGGUACCACGGGUGGAUUUCUUUAUGUACCCGACCUAGAAGCGCACAGCGAAUGCUAUAACGUCUCCACAGCAUACGUACCAACCAAUGCCACUAGACAAGCCAACCUACCCCCAACAGACUUCACUCUAAUAGCCGUCGCUCCUUGGAUCAAUGUUGAAUGCACCCGAGAAUAUAUGGGUGCCGCACGUCAAGACCCAAAUCGAGCAUUUAUAUUCUAUCUUCCUGACAAUGACACAACUACGCCUCCGUCGCCUUCCGAUCCAGUUUGGAAUCUCCAGGAUGGUGGUGCCUGGAAGACAAAGACUCAGUAUCCAGUAUAUACAAUUCCUGGAUAUUAUGGUGACCGGCUGAUGCAUGCACUGAGUCUUUACUCAGGAAACAUGACAAGUGUUCCUUACGGCCACCAAAUAUCAGAGCUUCCUGGUAUAGAUCCUCGAAGCUACGUCCGGCUAUACACCGUCAUCGACAACUCAAAUUCAUCAACUCUGCCCCAAUUUUGGGUUUUCUUGCUUCUUGUAAUUGCAGUCCUCGUUGUUAUUCUGGGAUCUACCUCAGCCGCUAUGCAUCUCAUCCAAAGAUGGCGGCGUCAUUCUCUCCGCCGCCGGGUGGCGAGUGGAGAAGUCAAUCUCGAGGCCCUUGGAAUUAAACGUCUUGCCGUACCACAUAGCCUCAUUGAUCGACUUCCUCUCUUUAUAUAUAACGACGAAAACGAAACAUCGCUUCCGCCAUCUCCUUUACAUAAGAGAAGUCUGACUGCUGCCACCACUGAGCGACAUCUCCCAACAAACUUCUCGGCCGGUACAACUUCCCAAUCAGAAUUUCGAGAUCAUGGGACAGCUAUACCCCGGGAACUGAUUCUAGUUGACGGCCGUGCUUCUACUCCAGACUCGUAUUUUGUCCAUAAGUUCUUGCCAUAUUCACAACCUACCUGUCAUAUAUGUGACGAUGAUUUUGAAGUGGGUGUAACAGAAAUCAGGGAACUUCCCUGUGGCCAUAUAUUUCAUCCAGACUGCAUCGACACUUUCUUGGGAUCGAGCAGUUCACUCUGUCCCGUAUGCAAGCAGAGUGCAUUACUUCCCGGUUAUUGCCCAACCAAAAUAACUAAUGCGAUGGUUCGUCGUGAACGAAAUCUGCGAAGAUUACGGCAUAGGAUAACACUCUACGACGGAAGUACAAGAGCAGAAUCAAGUACAGUAUGGGGUCGGAUAAAGAAUAUAAAUUGGAAGCUGGAGAAUAAUCCUAUGUCUAAUCAGCAGUCGAGUCAGGAAUUAUCGCCGAUGCCAGAGGCACAGCAAGUGUUCAUAACAAACGCUCUGCCCACACAACCUCGAGCCUCGGUCCUUGGUCAGGAAAUACCACAUGGUCCUACACGACAAGAGAUAGUGGGGCAGAGGAUACGAGAGAUAGCAGCAUCUCAGACUCCAAUUCAAGAUCCGGAUGAGGCUAGUGAGCGACAGCAGCGUCCAAAAUGGAAGCAAACUCUGUCAAAGGCAUUCCCUGGUUUCACGUAA
This is a messenger RNA of Lachnellula hyalina, 1719 nucleotides long. RefSeq names its product Receptor homology region,transmembrane domain- and RING domain-containing protein (gene RMR6). The transcript is spliced from 4 exons. The record is from RefSeq and is a predicted model, not a curated record. Lineage: Eukaryota; Fungi; Ascomycota; Leotiomycetes; Helotiales; Lachnaceae. The annotation marks the transcript as partial.